Molecule: messenger RNA, 3798 nt
Organism: Trematomus bernacchii (emerald rockcod)
Lineage: Eukaryota; Metazoa; Chordata; Actinopteri; Perciformes; Nototheniidae
Gene: c6.2
Product: complement component 6
Exons: 18
Coding region: 137-2944 (935 amino acids)
Biological process (GO): immune response
Cellular component (GO): membrane attack complex
Molecular function (GO): protein binding
Source: RefSeq, a predicted model, not a curated record
UCUGCCUGCAGUGCCGAGUGGACUCAGUGAGAGGACUCCUAACUGCGUGAAUAUUAACAUACUAAAACUACAUGCCUUAAUAUCUGAUCAAGAGGACUUCAGUGUACGUGAGAAAGUGAAGUUUCCCCCCCCCCUCAUGGCGUCUUCCCGUGGGUUAUUGGUGCUGCUGCUGCUGCUCGGCUGGACCUCAGCCGGCCUCGCCUGUUUCUGUGACCGCUACCCCUGGGGGUCCUGGUCCUCCUGCUCCAGGACCUGCAACCACGGCACACAGUACAGAUCCAGGAACAUUAAUUAUAACGAUGAUUAUUACUGGAAGAAUAGCUGCCGUCAGCUGUGUGAGAAACACGACAGGAGAGCGUGUAACGAGCAGAGCUGUCCGAUCAACUGCCUGCUGACGGAGUUUGGGACGUGGUCCGACUGCUCGCCCUGCGCCCAGAAACAGUUUCGGACGCGGUCGGUCCAGAGGCCGUCCCAGUAUGGUGGAUCGGCCUGCAGCGUGCAGCUGACGGAGGAUAGGCCCUGUCACCCCUCCACUGAGUGCAAGCUAGCCCCCGUCGACUGCAGAGAAGACUUCAAGUGCGAUAAUGGACGCUGCAUAAACUCCACGUUAACGUGCAACAGGCAGAACGACUGUGGAGAUAACUCGGAUGAGAGGGACUGUGGCGACCUCAAAAUUGUGUGUCCAGCGGAGAAGAGAGUGGCCCCCGGCGCUGACCUGGUGGGGAAUGGGUUUGAUGCUCUGGCAGAAGAGCCCAGGGGAGCGGUGCUGGACAACAUGUUUAUGGGAGGAAGUUGCAUGAUCAAGAGACCUCCGACCACAUUGCUUUACCACCGCAUCCCUCAAAACUUUGAAAGUUUUGAAAUUAAGGUUGGACAGCUGGAGGACUUCAGCAUUGCGCCCGAGCCGCUGCACACCGAGUCUGUCCAUAAGAGAUCCUCAGACUCUACUGCCAAACAACAAGGUGGAAACCUCUUUUUCUUCCCCAUCUUUUUCUUCAGUGGAAGUUCUAUGUCCCAUAGCAGCUCUAACAAGGAAGCUUUUGAAGCUUCAAAGAAAACGGACUCCAAGUUUUACAGGGUGCACCAGGUUCUUCCUGUAUCCACGUUCAAGGUGAGGGACCCGGGGGACCUCGUCCUGUCGCUGCCUUUCCUCCAGUUCCUCCAUGCUCUUCCUCUGGACUACAGUUACGCUCUCUACAGGGACAUCUUCCAGCGUUUCGGCACACACUACUACGGCUCAGGGAAACUGGGAGGCCAUUAUGACCUGUUGUACCAGUACAGCCGAGAGGAGCUCACCACUUCAGGUGAAACAGAAGAGCACAUCAAAAGCUGUCUGGGCCGAGAGACCACCUGGACCAUCAUCCUCUACACAGAACACAGCAGUGUAACCCGGUGCUCCGACGACAGGAUGACUGAGAAAUAUCAAGGCUCGUACAUUAAGGCAGCAGAGAAGUCUUUCUCCAUGGUGAAAGGAGGUCGAGCUCGAGAGGCCGCGGCUCUGGCCUGGGAGAGGGAGCGCCCCGCCCCGGACUCAACGGUCUUUAAGAACUGGGCAAAGUCUGUUCUGGACAACCCUGCUGUGGUUGAAUACAAGGUGCUUCCCAUCAUAGAUCUGGUUCGGGGGAUCCCUUGUGCCGCCACGAAGAGGAGAAACCUGAGGAAGGCCCUGCUGCAGUACAUGGGCGAGUUUGAUACCUGCAAGUGCUCUCCGUGCCCCAACAACGGCAGGGCGGUUCUCUCCGGGACAGAGUGCAAGUGUGUUUGCCAAACCGGCACUUUUGGCACAAACUGUGAAGAACGAGCUCCGGACAUUACUUCAGAGGUGGUGGAUGGUUACUGGAGCUGCUGGGGGCCGUGGAGUCGUUGUGGAGCGACGAUGAAAAGACAUCGGACGAGACGGUGCGAUAACCCCGCCCCCCUCAGAGGAGGCCAACCCUGCGAGGGCCCUGACAAACUCGAGGACCCGUGUCACAUCUCCAUCUUUGAAAAACAGGACACGUGUGACAAUGAUGACGACUUCACUAUAGGCUGGAAGGACACGCUGCCUCCUGGUGUGGAGGGCUGUCUGAGGCCACAGAGGCCCACCAACAGCUUCCUCAGGAAAGCGAAACAGUAUUAUGACUUUGGUGAGGAUGAGGAGUUCCAGUGCUUCACUGGCUUUGACCUGGAGGGCUUUCAGUUCAUCAACUGUCUUCCUGAUGGCACGUGGCAACAACCAAAAGGAAGAUGCAUCAGGAAACUGUGCCUUCCUCCUGAGAUCCCUGAAGGCAUGACGCUGUUCCCCACCAAAGAGCAGUACAGAGUGGGGGAAUCAGUGGGACUGAACUGUGACGAGUCCAGCCUGAGACCGAUGCCAUCGGGCUUUUACAAAUGCAGCGACAGUCUCACCUGGGAGCCUCCCCUACCUGCUGACCUACGCUGCUCAGAUGAGGAACCGUUUGUUCCUGAGAGUCGGUGCGGGCCAGGAGAGAAACUGCAGGACUCUAAAUGUGUCUGCAUUCAAAGAGAGAGCUGCCUUUCACAACCCGAGACUCUGUGUAUCCUGAACAUUGACCUCGGUGUUACCGUGGCGAUGUCCCUCUGCUCCUUCCAUGCCGGUCGUUGCCACAGCGAUCCGCUCUUCUUCGUCAGCGAGGGGUCAUGUGACGAGGUGGAUGCAGCUAAACUGGAGUGGGCCAACUUCAGAGCCAACAUGUCCUCCAAGAGCUCGGCUCAGGAGCCCUGUAACCUCGACACGUGUUACGAAUGGGAGACCUGCUCUGCAUUAAAGAAGUGUGAGUGCAAAGCUGCUCGGGACUGCCCCAGAGGUGAAGCCAACAUGUUCUGCGUGAAGCUGACCCGGACCCAGAGGACUCGCAGCAUGGACCUGUGCUCCAUGGCCGCCCUCAAAUGCAUCAACUAUCAGUUUGAGAUUCUCAAUGAAGGCGUCUGUGAGUCCAGAUGAUCCUUCAUAUGCUUUUCUAUGAUUCCAUCUAAACAUCUGACUGUAAGCAUAUCUUGCACAAUGUUAUUAUGUUACUCAUACACUUAUACAACUGGAAUGGCAAGCAAGUAUACUCGGGUUCAAAGAUCAAGAGUAAGUAACCCUAACCCCAACCAACCCUAACCCUUAUCAAAGGCACACCUAACUGCUCCAAAUGGAAAGCAAAUAACGUUGCUAAAUUGAGAACAAUUGUAAAUUAUGGAAGUCAUAAUUCUAAGUAUAUUUUGAAUAGAAGAUUAAAGGUCAAUGAAUCCAAGAUGGUGCUUCCAUAAAAUCCAGAAGUUUAUGAUAUCAACCUUAUGUCAAGUAGAAUGAUUGUGUAAAAACGACAUCUCUGAUUGGUUGAACUUGCGUUACAUGGGACAUGUUUAGUGAGGGAACAUGCCAACAGCGUCUCCUCCAUUGUAUGCCCUCAGAUUAGAAAAGUAACCACCAUUUUGACUUGUUUGGAAAUGUUCUCCUGUUACGAAAAAGUUAACAUGUAUAUAAAAUGUAUUUCUGAAAACAUUUGUGGCGAAACAAACCAUGCAGUUGCAGAAUCUGCCUUCAUUUUAGAUUGAACGGUUAUUUUAAAAUGUUAUAGUUCCAAGUUCACAUUCACAAUGGUUUAUACAGUAUCUCAUAUAAUAAUAGUGUUUCCUAGAAUCCAAUGUUUUAUAGUAAUUAGGUCCAUGCUUAAUAUUCAAUGCAAAGGCCUUUCCAUACCCAUUUACACAUGUGAACUCUGGCCAAGGCAUAAAGCGUAUUUGAGGCUUUCAUACAGCUUUUCUUAUGCGAUACUUUAAAAUGCGCAUUAAAGUUGUGAAUGGAAACAA